GUGAAAGUCUCCAUAUUUACGAUCUUCUCAGUAUGACCCCAUCAUGGCGGCGUCCACCAACACAGUUGAUGCCUCGGUGCCGGGCGGUUCGAGCCCUAUCGCGGCGGGAUCGGGUCCCGACGGUGGUUACUACCAGUACAGUGUUAUCCUGGAGCAUCUGAUCGGUGAUAAGAGGCAAAUAAAGGAUCUGAAUCCUUCCAUCAUGGGGGGGCUGCCGAACCCCCACAAGACGGACGAGCAGAAGAUGAUCGAGCGAGGCAUGGAGAGCUGUGCUUUCAAAGCCGUUUUGGCCUGCGUUGGAGGAUUCGUUCUAGGAGGAGCGUUUGGAGUUUUUACGGCAGGUAUUGACACCAACGUUGGGUUUGACCCCAAAGACCCUAUGAGGACACCAACUGCAAGGGAAGUGCUGAGAGACAUGGGGCAAAGAGGGAUGUCCUACGCAAAGAAUUUUGCCAUCGUGGGGGCGAUGUUCUCCUGUACGGAGUGUUUGAUUGAAUCACACAGAGGGAAGUCUGACUGGAAGAACGCAGUGUACAGUGGCUGUGUCACCGGAGGGGCCAUCGGAUUCCGCGCUGGUGCGAAAGCAGGUAUCCUAGGAUGUGGAGGGUUUGCCGCAUUCUCUGCUGCCAUCGAGUAUUACCUGCGAUGAGCAUCACCAGGACUUGACCAGCAAUCUCCUUCCAAGGUCACAGGGACUCUCACUGAUGCUGCGUAACGUUUCUGAACAGCAGCUGAACAUGUCAGGAUUUAAUCCACAAACCAGCAGGGACCAGACUCUUAGUGUGGGAGCGGCCGGGAUGUUUUGCAGAUGUAGUAACAAGGUGUGCUGUUAGAUGUAAAAAUCAUAAAUGCCUAAUUUAUUGUAAUAAACUGAGUUGUGAGCCAA
This is a messenger RNA of Brienomyrus brachyistius, 886 nucleotides long. RefSeq names its product translocase of inner mitochondrial membrane 22 homolog (yeast) (gene timm22). Gene Ontology annotation, cellular component: TIM22 mitochondrial import inner membrane insertion complex. The coding region runs from base 44 to 649 and encodes 201 amino acids. The record is from RefSeq and is a predicted model, not a curated record. Gene Ontology annotation, biological process: protein insertion into mitochondrial inner membrane. Gene Ontology annotation, molecular function: transmembrane protein transporter activity. Lineage: Eukaryota; Metazoa; Chordata; Actinopteri; Osteoglossiformes; Mormyridae. The transcript has 4 exons.